Messenger RNA from Dreissena polymorpha, 1233 nucleotides. RefSeq lists its product as uncharacterized. The coding region runs from base 1 to 1233 and encodes 410 amino acids. The transcript has a single exon. NCBI's taxonomy places the organism in Eukaryota, Metazoa, Mollusca, Bivalvia, Myida, Dreissenidae. The record is from RefSeq and is a predicted model, not a curated record.
AUGCGAAUUUGCGUCGUAAAAGGUGAUGGGCCUGCACUGUUCGGAAGGGACUGGUUGAGUCACAUCAAACUGGACUGGGGCACACUUUUUAACGUGAACUCUGUGUCAACGGAAUGCCUGAAGGUACGUCUAAAUUCUAUACUUGACAAACAUAAAGACGUGUUUAGUGACGGUAUAGGACAUGUGAAGGGCAUUAAGGCAAGGCUCACCUUAAAUGAAAAUGCUCAGCCUAAAUUCAUAAAGGCUAGGCCGGUACCGUACUCUAUUAAGCCAAAAAUAGAGAAAGAACUGGACAGUUUCGAGAGUCAAGGAAUCAUCCCGAAAUUGGACACCAGUGAAUGGGCGACACCGAUCGUUCCUGUCGUAAAAGGAAACGGCGAUGUGAGAAUAUGCGGUGAUUUUAAGGUUACCGUAAAUCAAUCAAUCAAGGUUGAUAGAUAUCCUCUCCCAAGAAUCGAGGACAUUUUCGCCAAUCUGUCAAAUGGGCGAAAAUACAGCAAGCUUGAUAUACGACAAGCGUACCUACAACUAGAAUGCGAUGACGAAACCAAGGAGUUGCUUACGAUCAACACCCACCGAGGAUUGUACCGUUACAAUCGGAUGCUAUAUGGGGUUUCUUCUGCUCCAGCUAUAUGGCAACGCACAAUGGACCAAAUUCUUCAAGGAAUCCCUGGGGUGCAGUGCAUGCUGGAUGAUAUGGUGAUUACUGGUGAAAGUGAUAAUUUGCAUUUGGAUAACUUACAAAAGGUGUUGUGUAGGUUACAGCAAUAUGGAAUUAAAGUAAAUAAGGACAAGUGUGAGUUUUUCGUGCCAAGGAUUACAUUCUGUGGUCAGGAAAUUGACGAACAAGGUUUAUGGAAGUGUCAGGAUAAAGUAGAGGCGGUAUUGAAUACACCACCUCCAUGUGAUGUUACAUCACUUAGGGCAUAUUUCAGGGUACUCAAUUAUUACCAUCGUUUUCUGCCAGAUCUCGCGACCGUAACAAAGCCCAUGAACGCAUUGCUCGAGAAAAAUCGAAAAUUCGUCUGGUCAAAAGAAUGCCAGAGCGCGUUCGAAAAGUCGAAAACACUUCGCAUUACGGAACCUGUUCUUACACACUACAACCCGGAACUUCCGGUUAGGCUCGCGUCGGAUGCCUCACCGUUCGGUAUUUCCGGUAUAUUGUCACACGUUAUGCCAGAUGGCUCAGAAAAGCCGAUCGCGUUCGCAUCAAGGUCACUUACCAAAACUUAA